Molecule: messenger RNA, 32034 nt
Organism: Pelobates cultripes (western spadefoot toad)
Lineage: Eukaryota; Metazoa; Chordata; Amphibia; Anura; Pelobatidae
Source: the annotation of a GenBank genome assembly
AUGGCAGCUGCUGAGGAAGGAGAGGAGAGCUGUAAGGGGUUAAAGCGGUGAGUGAUGGGUGUGGGAGUCCGGGUAAAGCAGGGGCUGUGGGUUCAGUUAUUAGUGUCUGGGAUGGUUUAUUAAUGGCUGCUCUCUGUGUGUCUCUCUCUGUGACUGGGGUGCUCUCUGUGUGUCUGUCUAUCUCUGUGACUGGGGUGUCUGUGUGUCUGUCUAUCUCUGUGACUGGGGUGUCAGAGCUGUGUGUCUCUGUCUGUCUCUCUGUGUCUCUGUCUCUCUGUGUGUCUCUCUCUGUGACUGGGGUGGCUCUCUGUGUCUGUCUGUCUCUCUGUGACUGGGGUGUCUCUGUCUGUCUCUCUGUGACUGGGGUGUCAGAGCUGUGUCUCUCUGUCUCUCUGUGUGUCUCUCUGUGUGUCUCUCUGUGUGUCUCUCUGUGACUGGGGUGUCAGAGCUGUGUGUCUCUCUGUGACUGGAGUGUCUCUGUCUCUCUGUGACUGGGGUGUCAGAGCUCUCUAUGGGUCUCUCUGUGACUGGGGUGUCAGAGCUGUCUGUCUGUUUAUAGGAAUAUCCUGCUCCCAGACCCAAAUAUUAUCAUUAUUAUUAUUAUUAUUAUUAUAUCUGUACCUGGAGUGUUACUGGGAGGCUUCAUUAACUGAGGCAGGGAGAGGUCAUAAUGUUAUCACACCAUCUGAUUCCUUUCAUGAUCCAUCACUCUCAGCCAGCCAGUGUUCUGGUGGUUUGUAUCCCCUCCCCCAGUGGGAGACCUAUUGUAUAACUGGAGAAUAAGCUGUUAUAAACUGUCAUCAAGCCCAAGAUAUCCCAUUCAGUAAUAUAAUUACACCAUCUGAUUCCUUUCAUGACCCAUCACUCUUAGCCAGCCAGUGUUAUAGCGGUUUGUGUCCCCUCCCCCACUGGGAGACCCAUUGUAUAACUGCAGAAUAAGCUGUUAUAAACUGUCAUCCCAACCAAGAUAUCUCAUUCAGUAAUAUAAUUACACCAUCUGAUUCCUUUCAUGACCCAUCACUCUCAGCCAGCCAGUGUUAUGGCGAUUUGUGUCCCCUCCUCCAGUGGGAGACCCAUUGUAUAACUGGAGAAUAAGCUGUUAUAAACUGUAAUCAAGCCCGAGAUAUCCCCUUCAGUAAUAUUAAUAAGACUGUGAAGUAAUGGGUAAAGCCUGGUACACCCAGCAGUCUCUGACUACACUUCCCCAAUGCUCAGACAGUUAUUUUUCUGGCUGUGCUUGUGUGUAGUGCAACAGCUGGAGGUGAUGGAGGUUUGGCAUCACUGUCAGUUUAACACUUUACAGGGGACACUAAGCUACAAUAAUUAUUACAGCUUGUUGUAGUGUAAGGAAGCAGACUCAGAAUUCUUGCCUUUUUGCUUCUUGUCGGUUUUCUCUUAUUUUUGAAAUUUACUCGUUUUACCCGGGGCCCAUAUCUCUGCCUGCUAAUGACAGGUGGGUGAGUCUAGCUUCCCUUUCACUGUCACAACACAUCGGCUGCUUGCACUGUACAAGUCAGUCUCAUUUACCUCCAGGAACUGUGCAAUGAUAUAAUACACAGCACAGGCCCCUGCCUGGCCCAGUGGACAACUCUCUGAGCUUUACAUCAAUCUGGGUGACUGUACACGUUCCCAUACCAGAUUUAUUUUUUUAAAUUUAUUUUUAUUGGUUCUGUUAAAUGGGAAAUGCCCUUUUGCCCCAUAGAGAAACACCGAGGGGGAAAAGAAAAUUCAUUCCAAAGCUUCUUAUAACGAUGAGUUGCUCUAUAAAGCGAUUGUCUAAAAUUCUCAUCAGAGCCAAUAGUAGAAAGGGCUGCGUACAAACUAAGAAAUGUUAUCAGAGGCAGAUUGUUUUUAUUUAUUUUUUUUAAAAUGGUUUUUAUUUUAUUUUUUUAUGAAAAACUAAGCUUGAUGGAGGCUCCAAUUUUUUUUAUUUUUUUUCUAUAAUCUAACCUUGAACCGCAAUCCUGAAUUUUGUGCACUGUUUUUUCUGCCACUGGAUCUGUGAGGGAAGUAUGUAUUGGGCGGGAUGCACUCAGGGGGUCUCUACUAUGAGUGCCUUCUCAUCACUUGUGUGUUAACAUCUUAUCAGGCUUGGUCAACCCCUGGCUGAGAUUGACUGGAAUUAGAUUUUACAUCAGAUGUUUAGCAAGUGGUUACUGCAUCAUUCCAUCACACUGAAUAAGAUCCAGUAGGGGCAUACAGCAAACGUUCCCCUUAUUCAAUUGUUAUAUCAAGCUUGCCCCUAUUGGAUCGUCAGGUGAUGCUCUCAGCCAAUUCAUUUUGUCCAGGUGUAAUUGACAUCACAAUGCCGAAGUAGAGAUCUAUGGUAAGAGGAGGUUGGACCCGAUGUGCCCUAGGUACUUGUGUAAGUGGCUAGCCGUUUGAAAAUGGUUUGACUACUUAUCAUGGGAUGGCACCACACAUUAUACGUUUAUCAUGCAUAAACAGGUGUCCAAAAUAUCGUUUUGUGAGUAAAUAGGAUUCAAGCAUGCUAAAACACCUUUAACCCUUUGAGCACAGUUGAAUUUUCACAGGAUCCCACACAUUUAUCAGCCAGCUGUUUGUAACCUGGCUGGUAAACACAUUGUUUAAAGGGACACUACAGGCACUCAUACCACUUCAGCUUAUUGAAUUGGUCUGGGUACAGUGUCCCUAUUGCAGGUAGUGCUGCAAUGCAAAACAUUGCAGUUUUAGAGAAACUACAAUGUUUACAUUGCAGCACUAAGACAGCUUCUAGUGGAUGUCUACCAGACAGCCCCUAGAGGAGCUUUCAGAAUGUUAUCGGACUCUGCAUAUGGAAAUCCAGCGUCAGCUAUUUCCCCAUAGGAAAGCAUUGAUUCAAUGCAUUCCUAUGGUGAUUGCCUAAUGUGCGCGUCACUUGCUGCGCAUUAGCAGCGAAGUUGGAAGAGGCAGUGCCAAGGCACAUAUUUGCGUUGGGACCAGGUAAGUAAAUGAAAGAAAGAGGGAAAAUCCCUAUAUUUGACUCUGUAACGUUACAAAACCCCAUAAAACCUGUACAUGGCAGUACUGUUGUACUCGUGAGACAUCGCUGAACACAAAUAUGUGUAAUUUAUUGCAAUUAAAAACUACCAGUAUUUACAGAUACAAUGCCAUACAGAACUUGGAAAAUAACAAAUGUCUUAAUCUCUCAAACUGUUUAGAUUUUAUUCAUAUUGAAUUGUUUCUUAUAAAAAUAGGAUGUGAAAUGAAAGCCCUAUUUCGCCUUAAUAAUAUUAUAUAUGGGAGUGGGUGCACUUAAUAUGCAAGCGGUGAGUUACAAUUCAAACUGCAUAAAUUUGAGGGUUUGUUUUGAUCAGAACGUGUACAAUUGCCUCCGUCCUUAAGUGGUUAAGGGGAUACUGCAGAGCCAGGAAUACAAAGGUGCAUUCCUGGCACUAUCGCUGCCCCCCUCUUCCUUUAUUUACUUACUUUUUCCCGGCGCUGGGUUGAUGCUCCGCCACCUCAUCCGUCCCGUGACGAGCAUGGUCCAAUGCGCAUGUACGGCAAAUACACCCAGACCACUUGAAUGGGCUGAAGUGGUCAGGGUGCCUAUUGUGUCCCUUUAAAAAUGGAAUGGUAUCGGUUCUGGCUUGUCUCUAUUUCUAUAGCUGUUUUUUAUUUAUUUUUAUUUACGUUUGGGUUAUGCAUGUUUAAAUCAUUAAAUGCCAAGGAAACUACAAUUUUAAUUAAAACAUAAUGUCAUGCUAGAGCAAGCUAACUGAAACCUUAUGUGAAAUGGAAUGCACUUUACGUGCUUGAAAUAAUUCCAAUCGUUAAAAUACCUUUUAUAGACUACAUUUGUGUCAGAGCAUAUUUCUCAUCUCCCCACUCCCCCCUUAUACUGCGGCUAUUAAUUGUAACCUUCAAAAUAAGCUUGCUGGAGUUUGUACGUUUAUUUAUAAUAUGCUGACAAAAUGUGCCACGUUCUGCCAUUAAUAUAUGAAAACUUUUAAUCAAAGGCAAUUUUAACUACUUUUGAGGUUUUUAAAAAAAAAAAAAAAAAUUUGGCUGGGCACUUGCACGUUGCUUAAUUCAUGUGGUAAAUUAAAAGUAAAUGUUUUAACUUCUGGAAAAACUUACCAUUUCCAUGUUCACAGUACAUUGGGCAUACUUUUAUACCACUGACAACAGUUACACAACUGGUAAUCUAGCACGUGUAGAUAUUCUGGAGAUAGGAAAAAAGGUAAAGCUGAUGGGCUCUUAACCCCAUAAACUUAAAGGGGCUCUCCAGUGCCAGGAAAACAUCUGUUCCUCUCCCUCCCACCCCCAUCCCAUGAUGCUGAAGUGGUUAAAAACCCUUCAGUGACUUGCCUGAAUCUUGCGCCAAUGUCCCUCAGCGCUGGGUCAGGCUCCUCCCCCGCUGACGUCAGCCGGCGGGUGAGACCUAAUGUGCGGCAAUGGACGCGCGCAUUAUACCUCCCCACAGGAAAGCAUUAUUCAAUGCUUUCCUGUGGGGAUUACGGCGACGUUGGAGGUCCUAAUGCAUAGCGUGAGGACGUCCAGCGUUUUUAAAAACACUUUUCUUGUUCUAAGAACAUGGAACUCCCUCUAGUGGCUGUCUAAGAGACAGCCACUAGAGGAGGACUUAACCGUGCAAAGUAAAUAUUGCAGUUUAUAAAACCUGCAAUAAUUACACUUGAAUGGUUAAGGGUGCUGGGAGUUGGCACCCUGACCACUCCAAUGGGCAGAAGUGGUCUGGGUGCCUGGAGUGUCCCUUUAAUAACUUAAUUGCUAAUUUUCUAAUAUGUAAUUGUAACAUGUAUUUAAGAAUCUGUAUUCCUAUUCCUCAUAGCGAAGCAUUGAGGACCUAAUGAACAUGCACGGCGAACUCACACAUUCAGACUUGAAUCAGUGCUUUCCUGUGGGGAGUACUCAAAUGGAACCUGUAGCCACUUACCUUGGCCUCUGCUCCACUACCACAAUCACAUUAGUGAGAUGCACCACUGUUGUUCUCAGGUCCUCCCACGCUUCUCCUCUGAUCACUGAUUUGCCCUGCGGGAGGGCAACCCUCCUAAGUGAUGCCGACAUACAUGCUUCAUUGGCAUCUGAACAGAGUUAAGUGACACCACCUUUCCUUUACCCCCUAGCAGGCGCUGGCAGUGCUGUCUUGGGGGUUUCUAUAACAACCACAGCGGCCUACAGGUGCCCUUUAACCCUGCAAUGUUUUAGAUUGCAGGGUUAAGAGAAUUUUAGGUGUUGUCGACUAUAUCUCCCUUAAAGGGACACUACAGGCACCCAGACCACUUCAGCUUAAUGAAGUGGUCUGGGUGCCUGGUCCAGCUAGGGUUAACCCAUUUUUUUCAUAAACAUAGCAGUUUCAGAGAAACUGCUAUGUUUAUCAAUGGGUUAAGCCUUCCCCUAUUUCCUCUAGCGGCUGUCUCAUUGACAGCCGCUAGAGGCGCUUGCGUGCUUCUCACUGUGAAAAUCACAGUGAGAGCACGCAAGCGUCCAUAGGAAAGCAUUGUGAAUGCUUUCCUAUGUGACCGGCUGAAUCCGCGCGCAUCUCUUGCAGCGCGUGCGCAUUCAGCCGAUGGGGAGGAGGAUCGGAGGAGGAGAUCUCCCCGCCCAGCGCUGAAAAAAAGGUAAGUUUUAACCCCUUCCCCCCCUUCCAGAGCCAGGCGGGAGGGGGACCCUGAAGGUGGGGGCACCCUCAGGGCACUAUAGUGCCAGGAAAACGAGUAUGUUUUCCUGGCACUAUAGUGGUCCUUUUAAGCUCAUUGAAGUGGUCUUAGUGCAGUGUCCCUAUUGCCCCUAGUGCUGCAAUGUAAAGCAUUGCAGUUCAAUAGAAACUGCAAUGUUUACAUUGUAGCACUAAGUCUGCCUCCAGUGACUGUCUACCAGACAGCAACCAAAGGCGCUUCCUGGAUGUUAAUGGACUGUUGCUCGGGUAACUGUCACCGAACGUGCUCCUGCUGUGCAUGAGUACAUCCAGCGUCUGCUAUUUCACCAUAGGAAAGCAUUGAUUUAAUGCUUUCCUACAGGGAGGCCUAUUCCGCGCACAUGCAAAUUGGCACCCGCUUGUUGAGGGACCUCAGAAUAGGUGAACUCGCCACUCAUAGACAAGGGACAUUGACGCUGGGAUCUGGUAAGUAAAGGGUUUUUAACUCUUUAUUCACGACUGGGGGGGAGGGGGGAGAGAGAGUGCUAUAGUGCCAGGAAUACAGCUUUGUAUUCCUGGCUCUAUACUAUCCCUUUAAUGAUCUUACAGCUAUAAUGCUGGCAAAGCAUCUAGGGAGGUGUAGUCUGCAACAUCUGAAGUUCUGAAUAUUGUCUACCACUGUUGCAGAACCUAUGAUUAUGGGUACUACAAUACUUGGAACCAUUAAACCCUCUCACUGCUGGUAUUACAAGUUUGGCAGACAAGACUCGUCUGUGCUCCUUGAUUAUAGUUACAAAGUAUAAUUCUAGAACUGGACAAUACAUAUUUAUUUUUUUUUGUCAUCUCAGAAUGGUGGAAAAUUCCAGCCCUUCUAUAUUUAUUUCCAAAACCAGUAGAUUUUUUUUUUUUUUUUUUUUUAAUGCUAUGUAGUAAGUGGUCUUUACUUUAGGGUGGCCAGAGAGCUGAGCUACUGUAGUACAAUGUAUUAUUGUAGGCUGUAGUAUGUCUGGAAUGUGUAUGGGCUGUAUGUGUUUAUUACGGCUUUCAUAUCGCACAGAUCAAAUUAGUUUUCUGACAUAUGAAUGGCGCCUCAAAAGCUAUCUGCUCUCAUGUAAGGGUCUUUAUUUUAUUUACUCUCUCUGUUUUCUUUCUGAUCCACUAAUAAUUUCACUAAAUGUAUGUAUAUUAUUUGUAAUGUAGAUAAAUUGUGUUUGUCAUCUGUACACACGCUGCUUAUAUGUUUACAUUUAUCUUUACCUUUCCGAUAUUGGGAGCAAUUCACAAACUAGCAUUAUAAAAUCCUAUCCGGUUUUAUUAAUAUAAUCAAAAUACAACUGCUUGAAUUAUCUGUAUUGUUUGUAAAUAAUUUGAGGGAAGACAGAAACAAUUGGUGUAAAUAUACAUUUUUAUAAAAUCUACACAAAACCUAGGAUUGCCAGAAUGUUAAUUUCUACAAACAUGUCUUUGCCUAUUCAUUGUUUACAAUGGAAUUUCUUUUUGCUUCGAAUUGUAUGAUCUGAUUAUUCUAGAACAGCCCCCCUGUUAUACCAAACUGGGGAAUAGGCCAGGGAAUUAGAAAUAUGGGGACAAAAUAGAAAUAUUUAUCUAAUUCGCCAGUUUUAUUUCUCCCUUCUUCCUCAGUGAGUCUGGCUAUUUUAAUCUAAAAUGGGGAAUUCCCUGCUCUGUUGCUGACCAUGUAAUAAGCAGCUGAAUUGUGAUCCUACAUUAACUCCUUAAUGACAGAUUAAAUGCCAAGACUCAAACAAUAUGACCAGCAUCUUUUCCUGAAGUGGUUUAAAAAAAAAAAAAAUGUUUAUAUUGGACUGUUAUGAGCAUAAGAAAUGUUUUGGAUUUUUUUUGUACAUUCCAUCAAAAUUCAAUUUCCACCUGUUUUUUUUUUGUAAGCCAGCAAACGUAUGAAUUCACAUGGUAGAAGGAAAGUUAUGUCUUCAGAAAGGUUUUUUGCUGUAGUGGUUGUGGUGCUUACAGUGCCCAUUUAAUAAUAUACUCCUUUUUUAACCCCUUAAGGACACAUGACAUGUCAUGAUUCCCUUUUAUUCCAGAAAUUUGGUCCUUAAGGGGUUAAAGAAACCAGACAGCAGCAUGAACUGUUAAACAAGACUGUAAGAGAGACUUUUCUUUUUGUAUUUUUUUUUCUAAUAUUGAUAAUGGUCCAAUGCUAUUCUUUCACAAUAUCUGCUGCAUACUGUUUCCAUUUGCAGAGAUGCGCUGUGCAGCAUCGUUAUCUGCAAUGAUGCCUCACUCCGAAGCCAGCCGGUUAUUUAUAACCCAGAUUUUUUUGUGGAGAAACUGCGCCAUGAGAAUCCAGAGGCCUUUACCGAGCUUGUGGUCAGCAACAUCACCCGGUUAAUAGAUCUGCCUGGUACAGAGUUUGCUCAGCUCAUGGGAGAGGUAGAGCCCAAACUUCCUGGAACUAACGGAGCCUCCACGUCAUUCUUCAGAUCUCUCAACUUCCUUAAACGUAAAGGUUUGUUAAAUACCUGUUUUUGGACUUUUUUCAGACCAGAAAUUAAGUUAAAUAGAUAAAAUCUUUUAUUUUUAAUUUUUUUUUUUUUAAAUCUUUUGAAAUGCUUACAUGUUGGAAUUUGAUUGAUAUUCCAAAGCAAUCAAGAUAUGACAAAUUAGAGGCUACUUUUUAUUAUGAAUGUUUCCUACACUUGGCAAAAGGCAGUGUUACCCUUCUCACUUCCCACAACUGCCACUAGAGGCUCUUGUGGGAAUUUGCGAGAGUACAGCAUUGAUGUGGCCUCUUGGCAGAUGAACUGCCAGGAGUUGUGGAGAUUCCAUUGGAUAGGCAUGGUAAGUGAAACUUACCUUCCCAUGCACCCUGGUCCACCGCUUUGCAGGGUCUUCCAGGGGCUACGAGAAACAUAACCAUUAUAGUGUUUAUGUUGCUUAGUCAGUCACAUUAGUAAUGAUUGGCGAAGCAGAUUUUAUGUAUAAAGCAUUUCUUACAUUUGCUUCCUCCACACUCCUUAUACACAGAUAUCUAUGGUUAUAAUAGAAAAUAAAGUGGUCGUGUACAUUUAUAUUUUUGUCCCCUUCCUUCCCCUCGUUUUGUAAUUACAUUUUUUUUUUUUUUUUUUUUUAAACUUCCCUAGAUUUGUUUUUACACAUUAGAAAAAGCAGUCAUUUUGACAUUGAGCAUACAUUUGGCAAAGUUCCCAUUCCGGUUCCAGGCUAACUUAACAAUUACCUGUCAAUCAAAAUGAUCCCACAGAAGGGCAAACCGAAGAUGACAUAGACAGAGGUGAACACAAUGGCAGUUCCUGGACAUUGAGCUCUGAUCCAAGGAAGGAAAGAUACAUCGAAAGUGCAGGGGGCUAGGGCAGAGUAUAAUCAUUAAGAUACAUAGGCCACAAGGAAUACAUUACAGAAAGAAAAACAAUUUGUAGUGCUGCUGCUAAAAAAAUAAAAAAGCUCCAAAAAAAACUCACUAGACUGUUGUAGUAAUAAAUAGCUCUUUAACAGUUUAUUUCUUUUAUGCUAUGUUUGUUUAUAUAAAAGGUGAAAAUGCACAUUUAAAAUAAAAAAUAAAAACUUUAUGGGUGAUAUACAUUUUUGAGUAUUUUUUUUUCUUUCUUUCCCAUUGUUUCUUUCAAUUAUUAUUUUCUAGAGAAGGGGAUUGUAUUUGGAGCACCAUUGACAGAAGAAGGCAUUGCACAAAUAUACCAGCUUAUUGAAUACCUACACAAAAGUAAGUAUUAAAGUCACAUAUGCUGCCCUAUAUGGACUGUAAUUAAUUAAAAGGCAGAUAAACUUCAUGUAUUUAAAGGGACACUCCAGGCACUCAGACCACUUCUGCCCAUCACCCUUAAUCCUGCAAGUGUAAUAAUUGCAGUUUUUAUAAACUGCAAUAAUUAACUUGCAAGGUUAAGUCCUCCUCUAGUGGCUGUCUAUCAGACAGCCAAUAGAGAGACUUCCGUGUUCAUAGAACACGAAAAGUGUUUUAAACAAUGCUGGACGUCCUCACGAUUUUCAUGAGGACCUCCAGCGUCGCCAGAAUCCCCAUAGGAAAGCCGAGAAUAAUGCUUUCCUAUGGGGAGGUCUAAUGCAUGCGCAGCCGUUGCCGCGCAUGCAGUCUCCCCCAUCAGCUGACAGCGGGGGAGAAGCGUGGGUGGAGCCUGACCCAGCAUUGGAGUUGGAUUCAGGUAAGUCACUGAAGGGGUUUUAACCCCUUCAGCACCAUGGAAUGGGGGGCACUGCAGGAUUUGUUUUCCUGGCACUGGAAAGUCCUUUUAAAGUUUGUCUUAAUGUAUUUUUAUUACAUGUGCUACUGCUCAGGACACACUCUGAUGCUGUCCUUGUGUGCCUACAAUCUAAUCAGCUAGUCUUCAGACAUACAUGUACUAUCUCAUUCUGGGUACCAAUAAAUGUAAUAACUAUUGAAGCAGAAAUUAGAGCAGUAAUACAAAUCGUUUUCCAGCUGACCCAGCUAUGGCAAAUCUUUAGUUACUAAUGGAUGUGGCCAUUUUGCUGUUGCAUCACAAUUUUAAAAAAUUCCUGUCACCAUUUCUGAUCUAAAAAAAUGUCAGAAAGGAGGUGCAGGGUUGGGCUGCAGAGCUGAGUGGCAGACACCUUUUGUAGGCUCUAGUCUCUUUUUGCCUCUAAAAAGGCAAAUUUCAUGCUCAAUGAGAUCUUGGCCAAAGAAAGUACUAGAAUUAUUUGGGGGAACGCCCUGGCGCCUGGGAUUUGCCAGCUCUUAAAUGUGGCCGCUGGGGGGGGGGGGGGGGGAGAAAGAAUUGUCCCUUGUGCCAUGAGCCCUGUGGGACCGGAUUAUGUGGACCUUUUAGUAUACCAGAGGCUCUGAACAACGUUCACCGUUCCCAAGUGUGCGGCUGUUGCUAGUAGAGAGACAGGAGCUUCGGGGAUGUAGGAGGCGAGUGGCCUCCAAAUGCCCACUUUGUCACAAAUUGCUCUGCUUGUGGGCUUGAUCUGGCUUGGGGCUGAGGCAGACAACCCUAUUUUGCCUGUUUGUUUGCCCUGUUUUGCUAUACUGAAGUGGUUUCUAUGUUUUUGUCCAGAACUCACACCAUUAUUGAAAUGUAUCUUGGUUCCCUGUUCUGUGUCGAGCUUUCAAAGAAAUAUGCUUAUUUCCCUGCCAAUAUCUAUACUGAAAAAGUUCCGGUCUAUACUAAGUGCUUUGUUGGUCCUCACUCAUAAGACGAUCCCUAGAUUGCUGGCCUAGAGACCCUGUGAAGUAAUGUAGUUUGAUUGCCAUAAUAUUUGGCUUGUAGACAACUAUACUCGAGCAUGUUGCCAGUAUCCUUUUUACCCUCUGUGGAGUAUUUCAAGCAGAACGUACAGACUCCUACCAUCAUAACCUCUUCAAAUCAAGUGGUGGUUGGAGUAGCCCUUUUAGACUGCUCACUGCUAUAUUUGAGCUAUUAAAAGCUCAUGUAAAAACUAGGGACAUGCUAUGAAACAAAAAGGAAAAACUAGAAUUUCCAAAAAUCUCUUGGAAUGUGUAUUUUCUUAAUUUUAUCUCUUUUAACUGAAGACUCUCAUAAUGUAUAAUUUGCAAAUAUCUGUUGACAGUUUUUUAUUGCUCAAAUUUAGUUUUACAAAUAUUUUUUGUUUGUUUCGGAAGAUUUACGCACAGAAGGGUUAUUUCGUAUUCCUGGAAACAGCAACCGACAGCAGAUUCUGAAGGACGCUCUUAACAGUGGGAUUGAUAUUGAUGUGGAGUCUGGUGAAUUUCAUCCCAACGAUGUUGCCACACUGUUAAAAAUGUUUCUUGGUGAAUUACCAGAACCUUUACUGACACACCGGCAUUAUAAUGCUCAUCUGAAAGUUGCAGGUAAAAUAUGAUGGUUUUUAAUGUGCAUGGUAAAACAAAGAUUUCACAAUAGUGUUGAAUUUGGAGGAACAAGGCAUGCCUAGUUGUGUCCCCUGGGCUCUCCCCAAUGGUUGUAAGGUCUGGGGUGCAGGCUUUCUGAGCACCUUAAUUCGAGCAGCAGUAGAUUGCCAGAUUUAGACUGAGUUACCAGUUGGCCAUGUAGAUUAACACUCAGAUUGCAGGUAAGGCUCAGCCUCCAGUUUGUUGUAUUUUUCUGUUUUUGUUGUUUUGAUACACAAGACCUGUAGGAUACUUUUUUUUUUUUUUUUGGACUGCAUUAUGGAGUACUAAAUAAAAAAUCUGGCAUAUAAUAUUGUAAUACUGUAAUAUACCGUAUUGUGGUAAGGGGAGUAUCUGAUCGGCAGAGAAAAUGGCCAAUCAUAGCAAACAAACGGUUUGAUAAAACCAUGCCCUCUGCACCUAAAGUCCGUCAAGUCUGCAGCAGCCCAGAUAUGACAGAAGUGGCAAAAAUAGGUUAUGAAGGCUGGAGACAGGAUAUCAAUCUGACACCUGAAUGUGAUUUGUGUAAUGCUCACAAUGUUUACAGAUAUUUCAAUCCACUGAUCUGUGAGUUAAAGUACCAGUUACAUGUUUGGUGAGGAAUAAACACCAUUGGGAUCAUUUGAUUAAAUAAACUUUGAAGAGUAAUGUUAAAUAAUUCCUUUCCAGCAAUUGACUUAAAUUUAACCUUUUUAGGCCUUCUGCUUCUUGAUGACAAGGGCAACAGGACGGGAGUACCAGAUAAGGAGAGACAAAUUGAGGCUCUGCAGCUUCUUUUCUUGCUUCUCCCUUCACCAAACCGAAAUCUUCUCAAACUCCUGCUGGAUCUUCUCUAUCAGACUGCAAAAAAGCAAGACCGCAAUAAGAUGUCUGCACACAAUUUAGCCUUGAUGUUUGCACCUCACAUCAUGUGGCCCAAAAAUGUAAGUGCUGCUCAGUUCACCUUGAUGGCUUACGCUGAAUGCCAACGUUAACACACAGUCAUUGAAGUAUACAUUGGUCGUACCAUUCCUGUCUGCCGUGUUUCUUCUGAUUCUUUUAAAAAUAUUUAUUUUCUAGCUUACAGCAAAUGACCUGCAGGAACAUAUAAUAAAGCUGAAUAAUGGCGUGACGUUCAUGAUUAAGCAUUCACAGAAACUUUUUAAGGUGAGCUGGAGUAACUGAUAAAAUAUAUCUUGUGGCCACUUUUCAGCAAGACCCAGUUUGGAUUUCCUGCUGAGAGUAAUGGGUGGGAAUUCAGUCUUACUGUAACAUUGUAGAAUAUACAAAUACUCUCUUAAACACAAUAAUGUAUAAAGAGUAAAGUACUUAACUUAAGUGGAUAGCUUCCCAAGAUCACUUUCCUGAUGGUGACCUCUUACAAACGAUAUGAUGCAAAAUAUUAGGUAUACAGCUAGAAAUCUAUGGUACUGGAACAUUGCUCUGCGUGAUAUUUCUCAUAUUUCAUUCCCACCAGCUGUAAAUGAAUUUUGGUAAAUGCAGUUUUUUCUGGGUGUUUUAUAGUGAUGUCCCGAACUGUUCGCUGAACGGUUCGCCGCGGACUCAUCCUUGAGUAAACUUUGACCCUGUACCUCACAGUCAGCAGACACAUUCCAGCCAAUCAGCAGCAGACCCUCCCUCCCACCUCCUGGACAGCUCACUAAGAAUGCAGCUUCACAAUGGAUGCUGUCCAGGAGGUGGGAGGGAGGGUCUGCUGCUGAUUGGCUGGAAUGUGUCUACUGACUGUGAGGUACAGGGUCAAAGUUUACUCAAUGAUGAGUCCGUGGUGAACCGUUCGGGACAUCACUACUGAUAAACUAUAGGUUUGAAUGUUCUGUUAUGGGUCCUGACUCCUGACAGAUCUGGAACAAAUCCGGGGCCGUAUGCUAACUGCAGAAGUUGGUUUCUGUAGUGUUGUGUUAUAUCUUUCCAAUGAAUCUUGGCCAGCAACUUGUUUGCUGAGCAUCAUGAGAAUGCUAGUCUUUUGCAAGAAUGUUAAUCUUAUUUAUGUAAAAACUAGUUCAAAAAUGGGUGUGCAGGCGUGUACCUUAUUAAAUCUGCUGCUUUAUGAAGAUCUUGAGUGCCUGGACUACUUUGUUCAUAUUAUAUGGAUUUGGGGGUUAGCCAGCCCUAGGUACAGUGCACUGAGGUCCACAGGUGAUGAGUGCGGAUCCCUCCUUUGUUUACAGUCUGUUAGCAUGAGACUGGAUUUGUGAGUGCACAGUGUACUUUAAUUUACAUCAUAUCAACAAUGUAGAAUAUGUUGGCACUUUAUAAAUGCCAGAAAUAUUAAUUUUGGACGCUUUCACAAAGUUCAUCUUCCCUCUCCCGUCUCAUAUUUUACUUUAAUAUCAAUUAAAAAUUUUUUUUUUUUUUUUAAAGGUGCUCUGUCACCUUUAGGGUUCUUUGCAUAUUUGUGGGCAGCAAGGAAGUGAACCUGAAAGUUGAUACGUUUACAUGACGUUCACCCUUGCGGGCUCUACUACCUUCAGUUCUUGGCGUUUCACCCAUCAGGAGCUGUGUUAGUGGUCUAUGGAGGAUCAGAUGACCAUCCCACAGCUGCUGUAGUAUGGUCUUCUUGUAUAUAGAUCAAAAAAAAAAUUGCAGGCUUGUGGAUUUUUGCUGCAAUUAUAAACAACUUUGUGGAGACAGAUUUGGGCGUCUCCUUCAUAACCUGUGCAAUGAGCCUACGUUGUCUGUGUUUAAACUAUUGAAGUAUUUAAUUUAGGUUAAAUUUCAUGGUAGUGUCCCCUUAUUCACAAAACCUCUUUUUUCCUGUUUUUUUUUUUUGUUUUUUUUAAUUAAAUGUAUUUAAUUUUUAUGGCCAUUUGUUAAGGCACUUUUCAUUAUUUUUAAAAUGCAAGUGCUUUUAACAUGCCGGCAUUUGCAGUAUUUUAUGCUCUGAAGAAAUUGCACCACCCAGGACCAUGCAGUUAUCUGUUAUUGUGUAUAACUCUGCUUCAAAAAGCUGUAUUGUCUGGUCUGUCAAAGAAAGAUAUUAAAUAUCCAACCAACACUAAUUUUGACCUUUAAUGUGUGUUUUGCAGGUCAGUUUGAAAUAAAAAUAAUAAAACUUUCAAAAUAAAGUAGAAUUUGCUGUAAAGCCUGUAAUCUCAUGGACGGUGUAGCAUGUGCAGAUUUUAAAUGGUUUGUAGCUUCCACUCACUAGGUACUUUGACUCUGGAUACAUUUGAAGGAUGUACAAUCAUGAAAAAUAAAAUAAAAAAAUAAAUAAAAAAAUAUAUAUAAAUAUAUAUAUUUUGUAUACAUAGCCAAGUUUACCCUUCUAAAGCAACCUUUUUAUUCUCACGGCUUCUGACAAGGAGGGGGUUACGAGUCCACUUAAAAUGAUUUUAUUGAAUGGAAUAGGUUGGGGCACAUUAAAGUUUCCAUUUUGGCACUUAUAUCUUUUAUUAUGGCCGCAGGUGAGUGAAAAUUCAGCACUUCAGAUUAAGGCCUGGUUUAGUCAUUUUAAAGUCCUGAUAAUUAUAUAGUUAAAUGAACACUUUAAAUGGGUGUUGUGUGUUUGUUUUUGUGUGUGUUUUGUUUUUUUUGUUUUUUUAGAUUUCUGAUUAGCUCAUUUACUAGACUAAUAUAAUGUAAUGGCUCACCUAGGCAUAAGCCUACCCCAAUGCCAAUGUACGCCAUUCUUGGCAGGUCCUAUCCUUGUAACCUAAUGUUUGCUCUUAUGAGAUUAAUCCACUUACUUGGGAAAUGCUUCCUCCUGGGUCUCUCUCUAAAUCAUAUCUAUCUCUAGGCCAACUGCCCAGUUUUGCACCCCUACCUGUCACCAGUGCCUCAUUCCAGGGCCAUAGUUAACCUUGUCCUAGACUCCCAAAUAAAUAGAUGUAUGUUGAUACUUAGUCACCCAUCUGUGCACUGUCUUCUGCGUCGCAUCCUCUGCUAUUGGAGAGCAGGAAAGGGAAAUAGUGGAAGGUGUAUAUUAAGGACCAUUUGAGAGAACUCUGGGUAACAUGGCAGCUGUGAACAUAAUGAUGAAUAGUCCUUAACCACCUUCUCCUAGUAAACAGGGGAACCUCCAUUUUAACACGGGAGAGAAACAAAUCUAAAAUAUUUUUUUGUGUUUAUUCCCCCCACCUCCUUCCCAUGGUUUGGAAGGCUCUAUGUAUUUUUAUUUUAGACAGUGAGGAGAUUUUGCAGAAAAUUUGUCCCUCGCCUUACCUUUAAAUUCAGAAAAGAUUUCUGAAUACGUUGGUAUUUUGCCAUCCUUUUGUAAUGCAGGCUUGCUGCAGCAAUAUGAUUAAAGGGAUUAUAACAAAUGGAGUUAAAUGGCAAGCCAUUUUCAAUGGUUGGACACCUAUCAGAAGUGGAGACACUGAAUGUGCAGCACUGCCAUAGGAAGUACCAGUGGAGUUAUUGCUAGGCUGUAAUGUAAACACCGUGUUUUCUCUGAAAAGACCAUGUUUACUACAAAAUUCAUGCGGGGACUGACUAUACUCAUCAGAACAAAUACAAUAAGCUGUAGUUGUUCUGGUGACUAUAGUGUCCCAAUAACGUAAAGUUUUUAUUUUUGUCAUUUAAAGAACAUGUGACGCUACAUGUUGGGUUUUGCAGAGCUGUCUGUGAAAACAAUGGAAGGACUAUAGUUUGGCGAAAUAUCCUUCUCUACACAUUUUUGUUUUGAAUAUUUUUAUUGUUGUCAUAACACAUGUGCAGGUAGCAUCUUUGUGAGUAGUGAAGUAAAGGUUGCCCAUGCAGGGGCGCAAGGUUGCAUUACAUACAUUUGUUUGCGUUAAGUCGCCUACACAGAGGCUGGUUGGUCAUGCAUAAUACAGCAGAUAUAUGUAUAAUUAGUUACUCGCAUUUUACAUCUGUAUGACUUGCAGUGUAUCUAUAUUACAGUUGCAUCUGUGAAUAUUGUUUUGAGUGUUUCUGCUUAAUUUUGUACGGUUUUGCUCUGGUGCCUGUGCUUGCAAGCUGCCUGUGCGUCUGAAUAUCUGUUGCUUUGUGUAGUUUGGUGUUCCAUGGUCGUGUGUGUCUAUUUGUGCACUGCGUUUGUCACUGUACGUGUUCUGAUGGGUGUUCCCCUUUGUGUCUGGUUUUAAGGGCUUCGGUUAGGUGUGUGUGUAUGUGGCGUGGCCAACUUUUGGUUCUGUGUCUCCCAUGUGUGUUUUUCCUUCCUGUGCUGUCUGCGGUGUUGCCCCACUCUGUGUCUUGGCUGUCUAUGGGUCCAUUGAGGGUUGAGUUUCUUGUGGCGCUGUGUAGGGUUGCUUCAUUCUGGUAGUGUCGCCUGUCAGUCUCGUUGUGUGGGGGUGUCUUGUUAAGGCCUUUCGGUUAUGUUUUGCUACUGUGUCUGUCCUUCGAGGUGUGGUUGGGGUUUGAAAUAGGGGGGGGUGGGAGAGGGUGUUGGGGGGUUAUGAGUGUUUCCGUCCCCUGCCGCCGCCACCUCCCUCCGCCUCCCGCCCGGUCCCCGAUUGCAGCCUUCCUUGUCUCAUCCUUUCUGGUUACUGUGUGACCAGGCGGCGUUGAAAGUCAUUUGAUGCGGUUAAUCGUAUCCAGUGAAACCAGCGUUUGGUGUAUCGGUCCCUAAGUUUCGGAGUGUUUGCCUUUAUAUCUUCGAAUUUCCUGGUGGUUUCCACCUCUUCCAGCCAUCGUGUUAUCGGAGGUGCGUUUACCUGCUUCCAGUAGAUGGGGAUGAUUGUUUUGGCUGCGUUCAGCAACUGCGGUAUUACUGAUCUGAUGUAUGUCUGCGCGGUCAUGUUGGUGUGAUGGAGGAGAAAGGUGGCUGGGGACCCCGGGAGCAUCUCGUCUGUUACUUUGUAUAUUAUAUCUCUAAUGGUGUCCCAGAAGGGCCGGAGCCGUGCACAUGCCCACCAGAUAUGUAGAAACGUGCCUGUUUCCUCCCCGCAUCUCCAGCAGGUGUCUGGUAUACCUGGGUUCCUGACGUGGAGCGCAGUCGGUGUCAGAUACCAUCUGGUGAGUAUCUUGUAAGAGUUUUCUUGCAGGCGUGCUGAGCUUGGUGUUUUUUGUAUUAGGGUGAUGCACUUGUCCCAGUCCGCUUCCGACAUGGUCUCAUUUAGGUCUUCUUCCCAGUUCCUUAUGCAGGGCGGUGCCAAUAUGUACCUACUAGUGACCAAUAUUGUGUAUACCUGUGAGAUGGCUCGGGGUGGUUCGUGUGCACAGGUUUUCGAAUUAUGUAGUUUCCCUCAGUAGGGAUGGUUUUUGCGGGAUGGAUCGGGCAUAUUGGGAGAUUUGCGCUCUCGCCAGUGUGUGAGAGAAAGUGAGUGGUCUGUCCGGGAAGAGUUCUGUUAAUGGCCGAAUGCCGAACGGGUGCACAAGGACGUCUGUCAUGCGAGGAAUUGUUGGGUGUCCUGCUGGGCCCGGUGUGGGGCCAAGGUCGCCUGCUGGGAAGUCUGGGUUGCCUCUUAGUGGCAACAGCGGGCCUGGAUCUGUCGUCAGGUAGUGUUUUGUGCCCUGCCUGUGCCAGACCCUCAUGGUUGCCGCCACGAAGUUAGUGAUGCGUUUGCGCCUGUACGCCGCCGCGGAUAUCCAAGGCAGUGUCCAGCGGUCACAGUUGGUGGUAUCGGAUUCCAGUUGGGUCCAUGGUUUUGUGCCGCUGGCUACCGUCCAGCUGAUGACUCGUGUAAGGUGUGCUGCGUGAUAGUAUCUUUCAAAAUCGGGGAGCGCUAGGCCCCCUCGGAGUUUGGGUAGGAUUAGCUGGGUAUACGCUAUGCGUGGGGGUCUGCCUUUCCAUAUAAACGUGCGGACCUCUGCCUUCAAUGCCUUGAAGAAUGUUUGUGGGGCUUGUUUGGAACACAAAGAGUAGUUUGGGUAGUAGUGUCAUCUUGACCGCAUUUAUCCUCCCCAGCCAUGAGAUGUAAUAUGGGCUCCAUCUAUGCAGUUCCUCCGUCACUUUUUUUUAAUAUGGGGAGGUAGUUUUGUGUGUACAGGUCUGCCGGAUUGGAAGUAAGCCAAACCCCCAGGUAUCGCAUGCGGUGGUCGCACCAGCGGUAUGGGUGGUGCCUCUGAAGUGUAUGUCUGUCCGUGUGUUUGAUGGUUAAGUUCAGUAUCUCUGAUUUUGAAUAAUUAAUUUGGAGGUUUGAGAUUCGUCCGUAUUCCUCAAAUUCUGUCUGUAUCGCUGGUAGGGAAGUUUCUGGGUUCGUGACUACGAACAGCAUAUCGUCUGCAUACGCUAGCGUUUUGUGAUGUGUGUUUCCGAUUGUAAGCCCCUGGAUGGCGGCAUUGUGUCUGAUCCUUUUUAGGAAUGGCUCCAGUGUCAGUGCAAAGAGUAAUGGCGAUAGUGGACAGCCUUGUCUGGUCCCGUUAUGUAUCCGGAAUGGGUCUGUCAGUGCACCGUUAAUCCUGAUUCGCGCCGUCGGGCUGGUGUAUAGUGCCUUCACCCAAAUGCCAUACCUCGGUCCUACUCCCAUGGCGUGGAGGGUUUCCAUCAUCAUGUCCAGUCCACCCUGUCAAAUGCCUUCCCCGCGCUGUGGACAAGAGAAGGGUUUGGUUCUGUUGGGUUCUGAUGUGCGCUAUGAUGUUCAGGGCUCUGAUGGUGUUGUCCCUCACCUCCCUGCCUGGGAUGAACCCCGUUUGGUCCAGAUGUAUUGUGGCCGGUAGUAAUGGCGCCAGUCGUAGCGCUAGUACGCUGGCCAGAAGCUUGAUGUCCGUGUUCAGCACCGAUAUUGGGCGGUAACUUGAGCAUAGUGUUGGGUCUUUUCCCUCCUUUGGGAGUAGAGUGAUAUUCGCCGAGGUGAACUGGGCGGUUGGUGUGGCUCCCUCUUGUAUGGAGUUCAGGGCUUUCAGUAGUUUCGGCAUGACGUCUUGUGCGACAACUUUGUAGUAUUGAAGGGGCAUCCCGUCUGGUCCCGGUGCCCUGCCUGUUUUUGCCUUCUUAAUGGCGUAUGCCAUUUCUUCCUGCGUAAUGGGGGUUUCUAGUGCUUCUUGGUCAGCCUCUGAUAUUUCUGGCAUAUGUGCCGAGCUCUACACAUUUUUGGGCUUUGCAGCAAGAAUUGGAUUCAAAGUGAGAUUUGAAUGCAUUCUCUCUAAUGCAGUGUUCUCAUGGCCUACCAACAGUCCAGGAUUAGUCCGUAUCUCCUUUGAAAUAAAACUGGGAAAUGCAUCAAUCCUGGAUUGUUGGUGGGCCAUGAGGACCGGUUUGGGAGCCACUGUUUUAAUGCAUUUAAAGAGAGUGAAGCUGCAGCAGCUUGAAGUGAAGAAGGAAUGUGCGCCCCUUAAAAAAUACAAUCUUAAAACUUGCUUUUCAAACCACCUCCAGAUGCGUGGUGGAUUUUAACUUUAUUUUAUUUUAUUUUUUUUCCUUUUUUUACUGCAAGGCUUGUUUUAAUUUGCAGUUUAUUCUAGAUAGUUUAGCUCUAGUGAAUGUGCUGGUACUUUAAUAAAGGCUACAGAAUAAUUUAAACUAUAUACCGUGAUUGUGUAAUUCCUUUACUAAUCAUAUCAAGUAAAUUCCCAUUUACUAAAGGAGGAGAUAACGAAACACUUUUUUUAUUCUAUUACAAAGAAAUUUCACUUAAGUCCGAAAUAUUAAUUGCUGCUUGCAAACCUAUUCCCAUAUAUGCGUCCUAGUCUUAAUCUGACAGCCAUUACAGUGAUUACAUUUUCAAAAACUACUGAAAAGCUAUUAGACUAUUGGACACAGAUUAAUUUGAGUUUGAUGUGUUUUGUUACAGGCUCCUCCAUAUAUCAGAGAAUACUGCCGACUGUAUUUCACUGGGGAUAAAGCACCAGCGUCAAAGGUAACGCUAGUUGUACAAUCAUUUUAGCGGCUGUCCACUACACCACAGCAAAGAGGUUUUGGAUAGGGGUAUCCAAGAAAAGCAUAGAACAGAAGGAAUACUGAAAUCAAAAAUAUUAUAUCUACAUAUGUAGAUGGAGCACAUCAGAAUGGACUGAAUGUUCUGAGUAUAAUAAAUAUGUAUGUCUACUUGUCUGCCUCUUGUGACCUUGAGAGAAGACGUCCAUAAAUAAUUGGAGAGUUGUUUUUUUUUAUAUAUGUGUAAGUUUCCACAGCUUGAUAACCUUUUUACUAUGAUGUCUGUACCAUGGUUUACUCCACCAUACCAGUUAUUCAGUGACCUUGUAGCCCUAAACAGGGUUUUUGUUGCUUCUUAUUUAUUUUACUCCUUUCAGGAUGACUUGGAAUUGUUGUCUGCUCGACCACCUUCUAGUGAUUUCCAGUUUCUGAAAUGCCCAAAGCGCAGCAGAUUGGGGUCUUCUCCUUCUUCAACGUCUUCAUCUUCAUCACUCCAGGAAAAAACACAACAGCAUACAGAGGAGGCCUUAAAGGAGCUGUUCCGGCAUGUUCACAGUAUGCCAGAUUCUGCUAAAAAGAAGAAGCUUAUUCGUCAGGUACAAACAAUUUUCUUUCUUUUUUUUUUUCACCUACAUGACACAUCAUAUUCUUAUUAUUGGUCUUUAUAUAGCUCCAACAUAUUCCGUAGUGCUUUACAAUAUUAUAAAAGGGGGGUAUUUAACAAUUAAUGAGACAAUUACAAAAUGUUACAGGAACAAUAGGUUGCUGAGGACACUGCUCAAAUGAGCUUACAGUCUAUAGGAGGUGGGGUAUAAAACACUAUAUAGGACAGGAGAUCACAAUUAAGCAAGGUGGGAGUGAAGCAGAGCUGGAGGAGCGAGUAGAGUGCUGCCCUUUAGGAGAGAACAAGAGACCGGUGUGUCAGGUAGAGGUUACUCUGGGAAGCCAUAAGCUUUCCUGAAGAAAUGUGUUUUGAGGCACUUUGAGGACUAGGAGAGUCUGAUGGUGGCAUGCAGGCUAUUCCAAAGGAAGGAAGCUGCCUGCGAGAAAUCCUGCAAGCACGAGUUAGCCAUAUGGGUGCGGACAGGAGAAGGGGCAGAGCGGAAAGACUGAGAAGAGGCAUACAUGUGAAUCGGUUAAGAGAUGUAACAGGGGUUAGAGUUGUUCAAUGCUUUUUAGGUAUGGACUAAUGUAAGAACCGAUAGAGGUGUGCGGUAUGAGAGGAGCGACUAGAGAGGAAAAUUAGUCUGGCGUCAGAAUUCAUUAGACUGUAGCGGGGCAGUAUGGCUUCUUGGGGAAAACCAAUUGGGAGAUAAUUACAAUAAUCAAUGCAAGAAAUUGCUAGAGCAUGGGCAAGUUUCUAAGAAGCAUCUGGGUUAAGAAAAAGUCAGGCACGGGCAAUGUUUUUUAGGUGGAAUCGACAAGAUUUGUUAACAGACUGGAUGUGAAGCCAGAAUUGAGUAUAAAUGCAAGAAUGUGCGCUAGCAAGGAUGGCCUGAUGCGGGUACCAUCAACUUGAAGGGAGAGCGAAAGAGGACAAUAAGUAUUAUGAGGAGAAAAGACAAGAAGCUCAGUUUGAGAGAUUGUUUCAGAAAGCGGGAGGAUAUGGUAAUGGAAUCCAAAUAAGCUAAUAAGUUUGCCAAGAGAGGCAGUAUAAAGAGAAAAUAGGGGGCGAAGAACAGAGCCUUGGGGGACUCCAACCGAGACAGGAUGAAGGGGGAGUUAUUUUUAUAAAAGGAGACAUUGAAUGAGCGUUGGAAGAGAUCGGAGGAAAACCACAAGAGGACCGUGUCGCAGAGACCAAAGGCAAGAGAGGUCAAGAAUUAGUAUGGAGUAAUGGCAUGAGGGUACAAGGAGGCUCCGGAGAGGGCUCUUCACCGACCCAGCUUCAGCCGACCAGACUUGGUGUCCCAAGACUCUGAACAAGUGCCCACUAUAUAGGGCAGGGCACACAUGAACCAGUUGCAUAGGCCCGUCCCCUCCCGAGACAAUGCUGCCAUUCGUGGCUCUGUGCCCACAACCCAGACCUCCAGGCAAGAACAAUAUCACACAGCGAGAUCUGAGUCCCUAAGUUUGGGGAGGUAGGGGGAACCAGUCACAUACUCACCCACUGGCUUACACACUUUCUAAACCGGGUGUAGAACCCACAAAAUACUUGUUUACCCACAAUAGAAAAGUAUUGUUUAUUUUCCAAUGCCAUACUCUGACGAGAAUGAAUGCUUGCUUAUAUGCGAAAAUUCUAUAAAAAUAUAAAUUGAAAAAAAUAAAAGCAACUUGUCCACCAUAAACCUUUUUGCAAACGGCAAUCUGUAAAUUGAUGGCAAAUAAUCAGACUCUCUUGUUGUUUGGAUCUGAAUGUUCUGUUCCCUAAAAUAAAGUGUGUGGAUGUUCACAGGGCUUGUGGAAUGCUGUGCUCACUUUUUUAACUUUUUAAGUAGACUAGUACCGACAAGUAGUCCACUUUAAACAUAGUAACAGUAAUUUAAGGACCAGGUGAAUGAUCUGUAUAAUUGCUGAUUGAAAGUGGGUGUCGCUAAACAGACCUGCCAAUCGCAAAGAGUGCAGCAGUGAAAGGUGCAAAUAUCUGUUUGACCGUGUGACGUGGUACCAUAAUGCAGCUCUGAAAUAGUGUAAUUUUCUCUAUGGUGCUUAAGUUGUGAUUGUGGUAGAUGUUGAAAAAAGGACAGCUAAAGCUACAACUAUGUGAGGAGACCUAAAAGAACCACAAACUAUUAAGCUAUAUUCAGUAAUAAUGAUCAGGAAGUCAGGUUACGUUUAACACAGGCUGUCCGAAUGCCCUCUGAAAUAUACGCUCUCUUCAGUAGAACUGUGGUUGUGAUGCAUGUUCUAGAAAUAAUGUACAGACUGGAACAAUGGGCAAGAAAUGCUAUCCGUCUGUUAUUUAAACUCUGAAUUUUAGUCAAUUCAAAAAGUGAGGCUGAAAUAUUCUGCUGUGACUACAGCUGAACACGAGAAUUUCUCGAGACCAGAUAUUUCUCACCGUUCUGAGUUCAUUUUAUUUUAGCCAUUUAGGCGGUUUCAGAUUUAUUUUAGUCACUUUCUGCUAAAAUGUACUGGUAGCUGUGCCCUUCUGUGGGUGCACGCCUCUAUUGCCAGCUCUUUCAUGAUUGGCAUUGCAUAAAAAGUCAGGAAAACUAAAUUGGGUGGUGGAGGUGGGCGGCAAGAAAACAGAUGUUUACUUGAAGUUUCUAAAUUCAGCGUCUCUACUUGUCUGACACAUCUGUUGGGAUAAAGAGAAAAAUAAUCUCACACACUUUGACCUCUAGUGGCUCUCUUAACAACUGCAGCGUUCUCGUGUGUGGGUUUUAGAUGACUAGAAUUUACACAGCAGUCAAUACAGUGCUUACUGUAUUUUUAGACUGUGCAAUAUGGUUAAAAGGUGCAGCUAGUUUCGAGCAGCUGGGUCAAUUUCUUCAUUCAAAUAGCCAUCAGAAAUAUGAGAGAUGCUGUGUAGUAACUAAUCAAAUACCAACAUGAAGUUAAAAAACAAAAACAAACCAAUUGUAUCUCAUCAAGGCCCAGAAAACAUGGAGAUUUUUACAGUUGUACAGUGAUCUCACUUGCGGUUGGCAGCUAUGUAAGCAAAGUUUGGUGGUUCUGAUGAUUUUGUUUAAUGUCAUUUAAUUUGGGUUUAUGCCUAAAGUGUGUGUGUGUGUGUGUGUAUGUAUGUAUGUAUGUAUAUAUAUAUAUGUGUGUGUGUGUGUGUAUGUAUGUAUGUAUGUAUGUGUAUAUAUAUAUAUAUAUAUAUAUAUAUAUAUAUAUAUGUGUGUAUGUAUGUAUGUGUAUAUAUGUGUGUGUGUAUAUAUAUAUAUAUAUAUAUAAUACUUUAUUUUCAUUUUCACUUAUGUAAAGGUAACAUAGGCAAACGUACAAUAGGUAACAAGAAAUUGAUUUACAAUAUAGGCAAAUGUAAGGAACAGUACAGAUGAUACAGGUCAUAACAUUGCAGGCCUGUAAUACUGCGGGGUGUCAGUGAGCUAUGUUUAAGGUUGCAAUUGUAACAUAGAUACCCUUAUUUGUUUUCAAUGUUCCACAGCCCUUGCGAUUGGUCCUAUGAGGGAUGUUUGUAUAUGUUGUCAUUAGGGUGUUGCUAUGGGGGGGGGGUUACUUUUUGUAGCUGUAUAUUGGUGGAUGACCAUACCUCUCCAAUUGCCCCACGUGUGGCCAGGGCUACUAGUGCUAUUAGUUUAUUUUUGGCUCUUGUGAAAGUGUCCAGUGGCUUGGAUAGCAGUAGUGCCCAAGGAUUAAAAUUCUUGUGAGGAGGUUGGUGCAAGUUUAGGACAUGUCCACCAGCAGUGGAGAAAUGUUCCCACUGCCCCGCAUUGUUUCCAUUUGUGAUUUGUGGGCAAGAAACGCGUGAUAGCCAGUCAUUGGUGGGGUCGGGUACCAUCAGAAAAGCAUUUUGGUUACACAAAUUGUGAGGGAUGAUAUAGCUUCCCAUAUAUAUGACCAGUCUUCUGUGUCCUCGGAUGGUCCCAGGUCUUCCUCCCAGGCUGUGAUAUAUAUGGGAGGGAGGUGUGGGUCGCAUGCAUUGCAAAUGAGAGGUAGAAGUCUGAUAUAUGGCUUUUCCUGGUAGGAGCUACCAUACAGUCUCUCUCAAAGCUAGUAAGUGGCGCUUUGCCUGCUUGUUGGAUGCUGGGUAUGGCUGCAAAACUGCGAAGUUUAAUGUAUUGAAAGUAAUCAAAUGUUGAGAGAGACUCCGCUUCUGUAAUGUCUGUGUAGGAGAUGAUUUGGUCAUUGGUGAACAGGUUACCCAGUCUCGUUAUUACUCUUCUCUCGAAUUGGGCAAGAUGUUUGGACGUGAGUCCUGGCGGGAACAGUCUGUUCCGGAGAAUGGGGGUCAUCGGUGAUAGCCAAGGCUAGGUCAUAUUUAAUGUGUAGUUUAUCCCACAGGUCAAGUGAGUGAGUAAUUGUAGGUGCCGUCGGAGGGGGUAAGGGGCGAAGCUGUCUGCGGAGCCACAUGUAGAGGGAAGGGUGGUCCCACCCAAAGAUUGAAUGUUCACCAUCUACCCAUCGUUUCUUCAUGGGUGGCAGGUACCACAUCUGAAUUUGGGUCAAGUGUGCCGCGUAAAGAUAAUGUAAACAAGUUAGGGGGCCCAGCCCUCCCGACUUCCUUGGGACAUGCCGGUAUAAUGUUUCCCUGCGAACUCUGGGUUUGGUGCCAUUCCAGAUAAAUUUAUUAAUUGCUAUCUGCAGGGAUAUAAGGUCCGUUGUAGGGAAUGAGACCGGUAGGGUCCGGAACACGUUAAAAAAACAAAAACAAAAAAAAAACGGGGUAGGAGGUUCAUCUUGACAGAAGUGACACGGCCCAGCCACGAGAUCCCCAAUGAUUUCCAUGCUUUGAGAUCAGCGUAUGACUUAUCAAGCAUUGGAGCGUAGUUUGUUCGGUACAGGGAUGUGACAUCUGGGGUGAGUUGUAUGCCUAGGUAGGCGAUGGCAGACUCACAUAUUCGUAGGGUAAAUUUUGCUUUUAGAUGUGAGGUCAGUGCUAGAUAUGUGGAUUGGGAGGAGCUCCAAUUUCAUUAUGUUCAGCUUAUCCCCCGAGAUAAGGGAGUACGAGUGUAUCAGUUAUUCAGUAAUAAAAUAAGCUAUGGAGGUGGCCGGGUUAGUCAGGGUUAAGAGGACGUCAUCUGCAUAUGCAGAGGCUUUAUAGAGCUGGCCUCUGACGUUAAUCCCCUCUAUGCCUGGACUGGACCAGAUCGCUUCUAGCAAGGGCUCCAGGGACAUGGCGAAUAAGAAGGGGGAAAGUGAAAAUGUGUCUUUUUGUACGAGCUUGUGAACUAUUUAGUAAACAUUUUGAUCUCUGAAAGGUAUGGCAUUACCAUAGCUUAAUGGAACAUUCCAAGCAGCAUAACAAGUUCAGUUUGCUGUAGUGGUUAUUGUGCCAGUCAAACCGUUUUUGAAAGGUUUGACUUAUAAGCGAGGGUCUGCCAGGUGCCUCUCCCCAUCUCCACUACUUAUGAGAGCUAGACUUUCCCAAGCAUGGCUAAUUCUGCAUUGCAGUGCUUGGGGCAGGAGAACGAACGGAAGUUCCUGCUUGGUAACUCAGUGUGGCCAUCCAAUCCUAAUUACGGUAAGCUGUAAAGUUCCUGCUCAGACUCCCCAGCAUUCUUAGUGGAUGUAGGUAGCUGAUCCUAGGUAAGAUGUCAAACCGUUCAAAACUGUUUAAUUCCUUUCAAUAGGGGGGAGGUGUGCCAAAGUUCCCCUGGCUGCAAAACCACUACUUAGAGCUAAAGUGCUCGGAAACAAAGAAAUGGAAAUCUUUUUAUUAUGAUGGCUGCAACAUUAUGAAAAUUACAAUACUUUUCAUCUAUUUUUUUUUUUUUUUUUCCUUAUAGUUCCACAAGCAUAAUCCUGGAACCCCCAUCUCUAAUUCCAAAGAGCCUUCUGAAAAGAAACACACUCGUUCUCGAUCCUUCAGUGGGAUGAUUAAGGUAAGUUACAAUGCGUAUAUAGUAUGUUUGGCAACACUGUACCAUUUAAAGAUUAUUGCUCCAUUGAUUUCUGGUGAACCUUGCACGACAGCAUCUCAUUUAUCAUUGUUAUAGACAGGAUAGAGAUAGAUAGGAUGUGUUAUCAGAGCAGGCUGACACACUCAGUUUGAAGGGCCUUGUUUGCAAGCUUACUCUGUUGUUUUAGGGUCUCCGUAAAAAGGAAUGCUUUAAUGCCUUUUCUUCAUUUGAAUAUCACAUAUUAAAGGAGUGUUAGGAAUACAAACUAUAGUAAAAAGGUACUUAAACUUGCCUUUUCUUAAUUGCCUUGCUGGUCUCAGCAGGCUGGCCCUGCCUACAUAGCUCAGAUUAUCAAUCUUGACUAUCUCGACCAAUCCAAUGCAUCUGUUUGGAGAGUAUUCAGCGUCUCCAUGCACAGUGUGGAGACACCGAACGCAGUUGUGCACACAAUGUAGCUGAAAUAGGAAGCACCUUUUGUUGGCCGUCUGAGUGUCUGCAUCUAGAGGUGACUGCCCCUAGAGGUUUCUAGGCAGCAAUAUAAGCACUGCCUUUUCUCUGAAAAGGCAGUGUUUACAUUGCCGAACCUGCAGGGACAUGCUAUAAGCUAUAGUGUCCCUUUAAAGAUAAACUAUACUGCUAGGCUCACAAAGUGAAGACUUCCAGCGUCAGGUGACCAAAAGUUGCCUAACCACCAAGAAGUCCUUCUGGUAGACAGCCACUAGAGGUAGAGUUAACCCUGCAAGGUAAUUAUUGCAGUAAAUCAAUAACUGCAAUAAUUACAACUGUAAGGUUAAGGGGAAUGGGACAGUGCACCUAGACCAUGGGUCCUCAAACUCCGGCCCCCCAGAUGUUGCUGAACUACAAUUCCCAUGAUUCUUUGAAUUACAUAGCCAGAGAAUCAUGGGAGUUGUAGUUCACCAACAUCUGGGAGGCCGGAGUUUGAGGACCAAUGAACUGACAUGGUCUGGGUGCCUAUAGUAUCCCUUUAAGCCUACUGCUUUGUUGAAGAUUAUUUAUUCAUUUAUGUUGCCCAAGACAGAAACGCAGUAGCUGACAGAGAUGGUCAUUUUUAUUUAUUUUAUUUUAUUUUUAAUGGGCUUUCACGGUAACUUUGUAAUUUGCUUAUUUGACGAUGGAGACAUUACAUUAGUAUUUAAGACUGCACACUUAUUCUUGUUGGUCACAUUUCCAAAGCAUUGACAAACUGAUAUUAUUUUAGCGCAAGGUUUUGGGCGGCCAGGUUGCUUCAGAAAAGAAGACCAAAACUAUAACCCCUCCGUCAUCAGAUGGGUCGGACUAUGCCAAAGAAAACCUCAAAUAUGUAAGUCCUUUUAAUUUUUUCUCUUUAUUUCUAGUAAACUUAGUAUCCUUAAUAGCCCUAGCAGCUGUGCCUAUUAGUUUAUGUAGUUGGUCUAAGCCCUGGAUUAUUGGUGCAACUGCAGCUAGUGCCUAUCAACAUUCACAUACAAUAAUCAUAAGAAAUCACUGAAUGAACAAAUUUACUUCAAUGCCUUUCGUUCAUUUGGAUUACGCACAGGAUGCUGCAGCCAAUGACCGCGCAUAGGCCAUUUCUUGUGAGAUUUUUCUGACCGAUCCUUUGACACAAUCCCAGACCAAUCAUCAUAUUGAUUUUGAGUGAUUGUUUAUCAGCCAAAGUCAAGUUCUUGAAGCAUUGGGCCAAUCUUAAGCUUAAAGGGAUGACUGCCUGUCCGUUUUUCAUUUCCUGACACUUGGCACGGAGACUAUAAACUAGUAUUGUGUUGGAUUGAGUUCUGUUUCUUACAGUCUUGGUGAGAGAAAUUGAGCUAGCUUGUGAUCCAAAUGCCUGGUGAAAAAGCUAAUAAUUUCAAUAGAUUUAACCUCUGCAGAUUUUUUUCUUUUUCUCCAACAUUUUGAUAUGCUGUCUUAUUUAAGUUUGUUUUUGUUUUUUGUAAACACAAAACAAUUUGACCAUAACUUUCUUACUUUAAAAAAAAUAAAUAAAUAUUUGUGUGUAAGCUGGCAGUGACCAUGCUGGGACAUCAGAGGAUGCACUGGGUCUCUGCUAUCCACAGGGAAACGGUGUGAUUUGAUUGGCCAGAAGCUCUGUGUGUGUUUUUAGGACUUGUAUCUCUAAUUAUAUGGUUUAUUUGUAAGGAUGAGGAGAAUUUACUCUCAGAAUUUUAAAAAUGUAUAACCUGUUAUCUUUGUAUGGCAUAAAUAAAAUCUUGUAGUCCGUGUAGGGACACUAUAGUCACUAGAACAACUAUAGAUUAUUGUAUUUGUUCUGGUGAGUAUAAGCCGUCACUUCAGGCUUUUUGCAGUAAAUGCUGUUUAUUUUUUUAAUUAUUUUUUUUUUUUCAGAGAAACGUCAGUGUUUAUAUUACAGCCUAGGAUAACUCCACUGGCCACUUCUCAGAUUGCCACUAGAGGUGCUUCCUGGGGGCAGUGCUGUACAGUGUGACUGCCAUUCAGUGUCUCCAAAUUCUGUAUGGACAAACUGAAUUUUCCUCAUAGAGAUACAUUGAUUCAAUGCAUCUCUACGAAGAGAUGUUGAUUGGUCAGGAAGGUGUUUGGCUCUGUCCCCCCGGCCUGCCUCUUUGGCUGAGAUCACCAGAAUUGGCAAUCUCUGCCAAUCCAAUGUUUUCCUAUGGGAAUGCAUGGUGAUUGACUGAGAUCACUUCUGAUGAUGUCAGCCAAGGCAGAUCAAGGGCAGGGGGCUAGCUGGUGUUUUUAACCCUAUAGGGUUGAGAGAGAGAGAAACUUUUUUUCCCCCCUCUUUAAAGGGACAUUAUAGGGACACAGAGCACUUCAGCUCAUUGAAGUUGUGACGAAAGCACCUUUGUCACUGGGAUUUGGAGAGGCCUGCUUGCCGGCCUCUUGCCUUGUGACUUUGGCCCUUGGGAUGUAUUGCCCUUUAAACACUAUAUUUGGGCUUAUGGGGUUUUAAUACACUAUUUCUGCCCCAAGACUAUGGGCCCUGCAAAAACCCAUGCUUAAAAAUGACUUCUAUGGGAAAAUGUGCCUCUUCCCCUCCCCCCUUUUCCUGUCCUAUUGUUCUCCAGCAGGGUAUUGUCCCAGGGACACUGCCAGACCAGUUGAAACUGGCUGCUUUGUCCCUCCUCAAUCUCUCAUCAGCCCUUGCUAUUGUUUAACCGCAUGGCGAUCCAACUGUAUUCGUGAGAUCUGAGCGCUUCUGACAUAUUGAGCGCUCAGAUCCAAGCUAUCUGGGGAUAUGUUGGACAUCUGGUUAAACAUUGUAUUAUAUGAGUUUAUGUAUUUUUAUGUGGUUUUUGUAACAGUUUUUGUACUUAGAGAUAUUUUCUGUACCUGGAGAUAAUUAAGUUGCCACAGCCAAUUAUCUCCAGGAUAGAAGAGAAGAUAUACCAGCUGCACAGCCUAAAUCUGUGGAACUCUUUUGGGCAUGAAAGCCAUGCUGAACCCCUGCUCUGAUCUGGGUGAUUUUUGGAUAUGUUGUUCACCAAGAUCAGGGCUAUCCUGUAUAAUUUGUGGGGAUAGGUGGUUGUUUUGGGGUGUUUCUGUGUUUUGGGUAAAAACUGUAUAUUUUCUGCUUGUGAUUAAGUUAGCCCAUUGUGGUUGGUGAUUAUAUCAAAGUCAGAGGGGGGGGGGUUUGUGUGCUGUACUGUACAGUGUUGAUUGGCUGUUGUAACUCUGUGUCCUGUGUACCACAAGGCCACGUGGGUGGUAACCUUGUGGGAAAAUGUGUAUUAAAGAAAGGCCUUUUGUGCUCAUUAAACAGACCUGCUUACCCCUUCAUGAAGUCUUGGCUCAUGUUUGGGGGAUUUGAGACCUACACUCUGGGAAUUGCUAUAAUCACUAUACUCCCCAGAGUAUCAUCAUUAGCUCUUGUAAGAGCUGUUCCUGUUCCUGGUUCCUGCAUAUCUGGAUUUAGGAGAGGUUCACCUGCUGGAAGCUGGAGCCCGGUCUUGGGUCCAGGGUGGGUGGAGGACGGUGAAACCCCAAACCAAGCUGCGGCGGCUUGUGGGGUUGGCUGUGAUUGUGGUGUCGAGUGCGGUGCUGGUGUUCCUUGGCAAGCACUAGGAGCAUUGUUUGACGCAGGCGUUAUGUCACAGAAGUGGUCUGGGUGCAUAUUCCUUAGCCCUGUAAUAGUAAUUAUUGCAUUUAUUGAGAAACUGCAAUAAUUACCUUGCAUGGUUAACUCCACCUCUAGUGGCUGUCUACCAGACAGCUACUAGAGGGACUUCCAGGAUCUAGAGGCGACUUUUGGUCGCCUGAUGCUGGAUGUCCUCAUAAUAUGCAAGAGAAUGUCAAUCACCCGAAACCCCAUUGGAAAGCAUUGUAUAAUGCUUUCCUAUGGGGGAAGUCCUAAUGUGAGCUCGGCCAUUGCCCUUCAUGCACAUGAGGUCUCCACCCCAAGCUCCAUGGGGAGGGAGAGGGGGACUAUUGGAAGCUAUAGUGCCAGGAAACCACUUUGAGAGAGCAUAUAAGAAGUCCAUGUUAGAGAAAUUUUCCAGUGCCGUUGCUUUGUUAUUAAAGCGGCACUGUCAUGCCGAACUUGCCUUUCUUCGAUUCCUCUUCUCUCCCUCUGUCAGGAACCCCCUCACCCGUGAGUGGCAGGUGGAGACCCUAAAUGAAAAGGGGGGUGGUGGACCUAGUGUCCUCCCCGGCCCCCAUCCAUGAGUGUCGGGUGGAGGCCCUAACUUACGGGGGGGGCGAAUCCCAGGCAGUUUCUUCAUUAACAAGUAUUGUUUUGUAUAGUAAUAACCAAACCUAACUUUCUUCUUUCAGAUGGCCGUGGAUUCUCCUGCAGUUUAUUUCACGCGGGCAAAGUUAAAACUUUCAGAUGAAUUUCACAGCAGGAAAGAGGUCAGUAUGAAAUAUAAAAGUUACCAUUGGAUUUAACGCAAUAAUGUAUACAGGUAGUUUGUAAUCUUUUCAGCAGCUGGAAUAUCUCACACUUAAAAAGGUUCUUCCAUCACACUUAGAACAUUUUUUUGUUUGUUUGUUUGUUUUUUUUUGUUUUUUUUCCUUAAGUAAUAGCUAUUCAUUAUUCUUUACCUGGGGACCCUGUAGUAAUUCUAGCUUGCAGUUGUUGUCAGUCUGAGUUCUUUACAUCACACAGAAGUUUGAAUUAAAAGAAGAUUAAAGGGAAAACUUGUCGUACCUACAAAAAGCCCCUUAUUUUAAACUCUUUGCACUCAAAAAAAAGUUGUAGUAUUUUUUUAUUUUUUUUUCUGCCAAAAUAUUGCUAGUCUGCCAAUAUCCUGUUACUUUAAUUUAUUACCAUAAUGGUUUGCAUAAUAUGUAUUUUUAUGAGCACAUACAUUUUUUUUUUUUUUUUUUUUUAAAUUCUUUUUAUUUCCAGCAGGCAUCAACCAAAUCCAAAAGUCGUCAUCUGAUGUCUACGCAAGAGACGUCAAUUUAA